Messenger RNA from Ceratotherium simum simum (southern white rhinoceros), 1283 nucleotides. NCBI's taxonomy places the organism in Eukaryota, Metazoa, Chordata, Mammalia, Perissodactyla, Rhinocerotidae. The record is from RefSeq and is a predicted model, not a curated record.
AGCUCUCCCAUCUGCACCAGCCAGAGGGAAUGAUGGAGCAAGCUAAACUCUCCACAGAAAAGGCUAGCAAAAUUAGCACAUGCCAGGCAGCCAUUGCCUGGACAGAAAACGCCCAGUCCAUUGAAGAGGUUGAAGUUGAUCCACCAAAGGCUGGUGAGCUUCGAACUAAGAUUCUAUCUUCUGGGCUCUGUGGUUCUGAUUUGCACAUCCUAGAAGGGAACAGAGUUCCUUUUCCUGUGAUUUGGGGCAAUGAGGGAGCUGGAGUUGUGGAGAGUAUUGGAGAAGGUGUAACCAGUGUGAAACCAGGAGACAAAGUCUCAGUGUUCUCUCUUCCUGAGUGCAGAGAAUGCAGCUCCUGCUUACACCCCAAGGGCAACUUGUGCGUGAAAGAAAAUGCUCUUUCUCCAACUGGAUUAACGUUGGAUGCAACCAGCAGGUUUACCUGCAGAGGAGGUAAGAUUUGCCAUCUUUUUGGCACUAGCGCAUUCACUGAAUACACUCUUGUGCAUGAAAUUGCAGUGGGGAAAAUUGAUGCUGGUGCUCCCGUGGAUACAGUCUGUAUCGUGAGCUGUGAGGUGCCCACAGGCUUUGGAGGUGUGUUUAACGUGGCAAGGGUCACCCCCGGUUCCACCUGUGUGGUCUUUGGACUUGGAGGAGUCGGCUCAGCCAUUGUCAUGGGCUGUAAAGCCUCUGGUGCCUCCAGGAUCAUCGGGGUUGACAUCAAUGGGGAGAAAUCUCCCAGGGCAAGAGCAUUAGGAGUCACUGAUUGUCUCAACCCUCGGAACCUUAAGAAGCCUAUCCAGCAGGUGGUGGUGGAAAUGACGGGCUUUGGUGUCAACUUUGCCUUCAAGGCCAUCGGACCCGUGGAUACCAUAGUGGCGGCUUUGGAGUCAUGCCAUCCGAGCUACGGAGUGUGCGUGAUUAUCAGAGCAGCACCCUCGAAUUCACAACUCUCCUUUGACCCAGUGCUGAUUCUCUCUGGGAGAACCCUGAAGGGUGGCAUUCUGGGAAAGGUUAAAACCAGAGACUCUAUUCCUAAACUGGUAACUGACUACCUGCAAAAAAAAAUCAACAUAAAUCCUCUUAUAACCCAUAAGUUGCCUUUUGAAAGAAUCAACAAGGCAUUUGAAUUGCUCUGAGAGGGAAACUGCAUCUGCUGUGUCCUCUUGUUUUGAGAUCCCAGAUAAUAAAAAUGGAGCAUGAACAUCCUCAGCAAUGCUCUUUUCUGCCUUUUUCACCACCUUGAUGACUUAAAUGCAAUAUAAAGAACCCAAAACUGGAAA